Molecule: messenger RNA, 786 nt
Organism: Oikopleura dioica
Lineage: Eukaryota; Metazoa; Chordata; Appendicularia; Copelata; Oikopleuridae
Source: the annotation of a GenBank genome assembly
AUGAUGCUCAAAUCUGCUGUCGUUGCUUUGGCCUCCGCCGCCCACCCCGGUAUCAAGACCGUCGAUACCACCUCUCCCUUCUGCAUUGGUUGCGAGUUGGCUGUCAACGGCCAGAUCCCAUGGCAGGCGUCCCUCCAGACCUCUGGUCACUUCUGCGGUGGCUCCAUCUUGAGCUCCACCUUCGUCAACACUGCUGCUCACUGCAAGCAGAACACCAACUUCACCGUCCAGGUCGGUGACGUUGACAACCGAUCCGGUCAGCGAAUCACCACCGCCCAGUUCAUCGCUCACCCCCGAUACAACGGCUCCCUCAUCAUCAACGAUUUCGGUGUCAUUCGACUUUCCAGCCCAAUCACCUUCAACGACUUCGCUCAGCCAAUCCAGCUCAUUGCUCCCUCCGCUGAGCGACUUCCUGACCGAACCCCACUCAUGACCUCUGGAUUCGGUUACUACCAGUACCAGUCCAACGGUGUCCUCCCAGACCGCCAGACUUCCCGAUACCUCCGAUGGCUUGAUACUGAAUACGUCUCCGUCCAGCGAUGCAAGGCUUUCUGGCAGGGACAGACCAUCGACAACUCCGUCCAGUGCGCUGAUGUCGGCGGUGCCUCCAUCUGCUCCGGUGACUCCGGCGGACCCCUCGUCUACAAGGUCAACGGCGAAUACCAGCUCGUCGGUGCCACUUCCUGGGCACACGUUUACUGCAACUCCAACGGCUACCCACAGGGUUGGUCCAACCUCUGGUACCCAGAGUUCAACCAGUGGACUCGGGACCAGGCCGGCCUUUAA